This is a messenger RNA of Trypanosoma grayi, 402 nucleotides long. RefSeq lists its product as hypothetical. The coding region runs from base 1 to 402 and encodes 133 amino acids. The transcript has a single exon. The record is from RefSeq and is a predicted model, not a curated record. NCBI's taxonomy places the organism in Eukaryota, Euglenozoa, Kinetoplastea, Trypanosomatida, Trypanosomatidae.
AUGGGAAUUAGUCCCUCGGCGCCUGCAUGCAUCCCACGUCCCUCUCUCCCUUCUCCAGUGGUCUCGCGCUACGCGUUCUUUGAUGACGAUGACGAUAACGACAGCGGCGGGCUGUCGGGGGAACGGUCCAUGAUUGGGCGCGCGCCGCAGAGCCAAAUGAUCCUUGAGUGGCAGGAGGGAGUGCCAGAUGCGCGGGAGUUGGAGGCAAUCCCGACGGUGGAGAUCGUGUCUGACGGUGAGGCGGAGGCCAUUGCGUGGGACAUGUCCGUUAGCGCCUACAACAAUUUAUCGAAUGACGUGGAUGAUAAGGUGCACUACGUCUCUGCCAUUUUGCUCAAAACGCCGAACCCCUCGCUUGCCAAGAGGAAAAAAGAAAGAGUCUCUUGCAUGAGCUGCAGUUGA